This is a messenger RNA of Bicyclus anynana (squinting bush brown), 957 nucleotides long. It is a transcript of the gene RpS4, whose product is annotated as 40S ribosomal protein S4. Lineage: Eukaryota; Metazoa; Arthropoda; Insecta; Lepidoptera; Nymphalidae. Gene Ontology annotation, molecular function: structural constituent of ribosome; RNA binding. Gene Ontology annotation, biological process: translation. The record is from RefSeq and is a predicted model, not a curated record. The transcript has 5 exons. Bases 143 to 934 code for a protein of 263 amino acids. Gene Ontology annotation, cellular component: cytosolic small ribosomal subunit; ribosome.
GGGAGAGAUUUGAACUGCAGCGAGCAAAACGUCACUUUGACAGUAGCUUCAUUGACAAUGACAGUUUCUUUUUGAAGUUGACACUUUUACACUUGACGUUGACGUACGCGAUCUCUCUUUCUUGUUAAAAUUUGAGUCCAACAUGGCUCGCGGACCUAAAAAGCACCUGAAGCGGCUGAACGCGCCCAAAGCAUGGAUGUUGGACAAGCUGGGCGGCGUGUACGCGCCGCGGCCGUCCACGGGCCCGCACAAGCUGCGCGAGUGCCUGCCGCUCGUCAUCUUCCUGCGCAACCGGCUCAAGUACGCGCUCACCGGCAACGAGGUGCUGAAGAUCGUCAAACAGCGGCUCAUCAAGGUGGACGGCAAAGUGCGCACCGACCCCACCUACCCCGCGGGCUUCAUGGAUGUUGUGUCGAUUGAAAAAACCAAUGAGCUGUUCCGCCUGAUCUAUGAUGUAAAGGGACGUUUCACAAUCCACAGGAUAACCCCAGAAGAAGCUAAGUACAAGCUGUGCAAGGUGCGACACGUGGGCACGGGGCCCAAGAAUGUGCCCUACCUGGUCACACACGACGGCCGCACCCUGCGCUACCCCGACCCACUCAUCAAGGUGAAUGACUCCAUCCAACUAGACAUAGCUUCGGCUAAGAUCAUGGACUUCAUCAAGUUCGAGUCCGGCAACCUGUGCAUGAUCACGGGCGGCAGGAACUUGGGGCGAGUGGGCACCAUCGUGUCGCGCGAGCGCCACCCCGGCUCCUUCGACAUCGUGCACGUCAAGGACUCGACGGGGCACACGUUCGCGACGCGGCUCAACAACGUCUUCAUCAUCGGACGCGGCACCAAGGCGUACAUCUCGCUGCCGCGCGGCAAGGGCGUGCGCCUCACCAUCGCCGAGGAGCGCGACAAGCGCAUCGCCGCCAAGGUGGCCGCGCACUAGCAGCAAUAAACGACUGAACACGA